AUGCCAGAGAUUGUCCAUCUCCAAGUCGGCCAGUGUGGCAACCAAGUUGGCACUGCGUUUUGGCAGACGAUUCUCGGCGAGCAUGGCUUGGAGAAUAACGGAGUAUAUACUGGCCAAGACCACAUCCAGCUUGAUCGAAUCAACGUCUACUUCAACGAGGCUUCAAACAAGAAAUAUGUUCCCCGCGCCGUGCUUGUCGACCUGGAGCCCGGCACAAUGGAUGCCGUAAAGGCUGGUCCGCUGGGCCAGCUCUUCCGACCCGACAACUUUGUCUUUGGCCAGUCAUCUGCCGCCAACAACUGGGCCAAGGGCCAUUACACCGAAGGCGCAGAACUCGUCGAGGAGGUCAUCGAUGUCGUCCGCCGUGAGGCCGAGAACUGCGACAUUCUGCAAGGCUUCCAAAUCACGCAUUCCCUGGGAGGCGGCACCGGUUCCGGCAUGGGCACCUUGCUCCUGGCAAAGAUUCGCGAAGAAUUUCCCGACCGAAUGAUGGCCACCUUUAGCGUGGUACCGUCCGCUCAGACUUCUGACACCGUCGUGGAGCCUUACAACACAACUCUAUCCGUCCACCAGCUGGUUGAGAACUCGGAUGCCACCUUUUGCAUCGACAACCAGGCUCUUUACGACAUAUGCCUGCGUACCCUCAAGCUGGCCAACCCAUCAACAGGCGACCUGAAUCAUCUCAUCUCGACUGUUAUGUCAGGCGUGUCGACUUCCCUGCGCUUCCCCGGCCAACUCAACUCUGACUUGCGAAAGAUGUGUGUUAACUUGGUCCCUUUCCCCCGUCUUCACUUCUUCAUGGUCGGCUUUGCCCCCUUGACCAGUCGCGGCACCAACGCCUUCCGAUCUGUCACCGUGGCGGAUCUCUCGCAGCAAAUGCUGGACCCUCGCAACAUGAUGGCCAAGUCGGACUUCCGCAACGGCCGUUUCCUGACCUGCUCAGCCAUGUUUCGCGGCAAGAUCUCGGGCAAGGAAGUGGAGGACCAGAUGCGCAAGACGCAGGACAAGAACUCGGCCUACUUUGUCGAAUGGAUCCCCAACAACGUGCAGACGUCCAUGUGCACCGUGCCGCCAAAGGGCCUCAAGAUGGCCUCCACCUUUGUUGGCAACUCUACCGCCAUCCAGGACAUCUUCAAGCGCGUGGGCGACCAGUUCGCCGCCAUGUUCCGUCGCAAGGCAUACCUGCACUGGUACACCGGCGAGGGCAUGGACGAGAUGGAGUUCACCGAGGCCGAGUCCAACAUGAACGACCUGAUUGCCGAGUACCAGCAGUAUCAGGAUGCCACCAUUGACGACGACAACGACGACGCAAAGGAAUACGAGGACGAAGAGCCGGGCGCGCAACCAGCAGAAGGGUGA
Ustilaginoidea virens is the source of this 1359-nucleotide messenger RNA. RefSeq lists its product as uncharacterized. The record is from RefSeq and is a predicted model, not a curated record. Bases 1 to 1359 code for a protein of 452 amino acids. The transcript is spliced from 7 exons. NCBI's taxonomy places the organism in Eukaryota, Fungi, Ascomycota, Sordariomycetes, Hypocreales, Clavicipitaceae. Gene Ontology annotation, cellular component: microtubule; cytoplasm. Gene Ontology annotation, biological process: mitotic cell cycle; microtubule cytoskeleton organization. Gene Ontology annotation, molecular function: structural constituent of cytoskeleton; GTPase activity; GTP binding.